CCCGUGUAAAACCCCUUCAAAGAGACCAUUCGUUUCUUCUGAGACUAAAAUGGUGAAAAUGCUAUCGUCUUCUCUGCUCACUCUUCCUCCCCGUCCCUCAUUCCUUGCUCCAUCCCAACGUCUCCGUUUCGUGUCCUUGGAAGUCAUUAAUGGCGCCCUUUGGGCUCCCAGAAGAUUCGGCCCCAAAGCAUCCUCCGUCUACACCACCAGAAGUGAGCUCGACUCCGUCAACAUCGCCGAUGACGUCACCCAGUUAAUUGGGAGAACACCUAUGGUGUACCUCAACAAAGUUACACAAAGCUGCGUUGCAAAUAUUGCUGCAAAACUUGAAUCUAUGGAGCCUUGCCGAAGUGUGAAGGAUAGAAUUGGUUCUAGUAUGAUAUCUGAUGCUGAAGAGAGAGGGGUAAUUACUCCUGGGAAGACUAUAUUAGUUGAACCAACUAGUGGAAAUACUGGACUUGCUAUUGCUUUUGUUGCAGCAACUAAGGGAUAUAAAGUUAUAGCUACCAUGCCUGCAUCCAUAAAUCUUGAAAGGAGGGUUCUUUUGCGUGCAUUUGGUGCAGAUGUUGUUUUGACCGACCCAGAGAAAGGUCUGAAAGGGGCUGUUGAUAAAGCUGAAGAACUUGUUAUCAGCAUGCCAGAUGCUUACAUGUUUCAACAGUUUGAUAAUGCCGCUAAUACCAAGAUCCACUUCGAAACUACAGGGCCUGAAAUAUGGGAGGAUACUAUGGGUAGCGUUGACAUUUUUGUUGCUGGGAUUGGAACUGGUGGUACUGUUACAGGCACAGGGCGUUACCUGAAGAUGAUGAAUAAAAAAGUAAAGGUUGUUGGUGUCGAACCUGCAGAGAGGAGUGUAAUCUCAGGAGAAAGCCCAGGUUAUCUACCAAGCAUUUUGGAUGUUAAAUUGCUUGAUGAGGUUAUCAAGGUUACCAAUGUUGAAGCUGUUGAAAUGGCAAGGAGAUUAGCACUGGAGGAAGGUUUGCUGGUUGGUAUUUCAUCAGGCGCUGCUGCAGCUGCUGCAAUAAGUUUAGCAAAAAGGCCGGAGAAUGCUGGGAAACUUAUUACAGUUAUAUUUCCAAGCUUUGGGGAGAGGUAUAUUCCUACUGUUCUUUUUCAUUCUAUCCACGAAGAGGUCAAGAAAAUGCGACAAAGAUAGCUUGAAACCGCUCCAGAAAUGGAGUGCUCUAGAGAAUUGAGUCAAAACUCACCACCCUGUUCUAUUACUAGGUGCAAUUUUUCGCCCAAGGCCCGGUAAUAGAAGGUUUAUGAGUUUUCUUUUUCUCUUACCUUGGAAAUGUUCUUUUGGAGGUUCAGCUUGGCCUUUCCUUUUUGUUUAGUUUUUCUUUUCAUUUUUAUCCAAGAAAAAUAUUCAAAUGUUGUUAAUGUGGUUGUACGUUUUAGGUAUAUUCUUUGUUUAUAAGUAGUAGAAUACAUGUUAAGUUACAAUAUUCUACCGUUGCAUAAUGUGAAGGCAAGUUUCAGAGCAGGAGUCACCUUUCAAAACGGGGCUGUUAUGAAGAUUUUAUUAUUGUGAA
Molecule: messenger RNA, 1535 nt
Organism: Alnus glutinosa
Lineage: Eukaryota; Viridiplantae; Streptophyta; Magnoliopsida; Fagales; Betulaceae
Product: S-sulfo-L-cysteine synthase (O-acetyl-L-serine-dependent), chloroplastic-like
Exons: 11
Coding region: 50-1156 (368 amino acids)
Cellular component (GO): cytoplasm
Molecular function (GO): cysteine synthase activity
Source: RefSeq, a predicted model, not a curated record